Molecule: messenger RNA, 2306 nt
Organism: Physcomitrium patens
Lineage: Eukaryota; Viridiplantae; Streptophyta; Bryopsida; Funariales; Funariaceae
Source: RefSeq, a predicted model, not a curated record
ACUCCUACCUUUAGUCUUGGAUUUGUUUAUUUAUUUAUUUUUUGAAAACUUCCGGUUUAAGAAUGGGUUGUAAAGCAUUCAUUUCCAAGUGCGGCGCUCUCCGGGGAGGAAAAUAAAAAUGUUGUGUGAUGAGACGUCGUUGGCCUUGAAGCCACACAGGUGCGAAGGAAGAACAAAGCUCGUCACAUUGCAACUCUCGUACAAGAUGGCAAGUUCGGAGAGGGGACGACACUGAUCGUGAGCUCACCGCCAGGUGGUGUUACAAUUGGGGCGAAGAAGAUUGUCUCUGGAGGGUUGUUCAUUCUCGUUUUGCUGUCUGCGGCGUCACACUUACACAGAAGCUGGGAAAGGGUGAGGAUCUUGACACUGGGGUUCAUGGUUCUUAUACCAACUGGGUGACCCUGGCGUGGUGCGCUGCGACUUCUGAGGGAGUCGACACUACUGCUGAUAUUAGUCAUGCUCCAGGAGUGUUGUGAGUGAUGGAUCUGCACGAGUUGGGCUGUAUCGAGUUGGGCUUUUAGAUGCACGGGGAGUGCUCAGCGUAGUCAUCCUAUCUGCCGUUGAUCAGGCGUUACCCUAAUUUCUUCAGUUCGAAUCAUAAUCAUUCGAUACAACUUAAGCAACGAGUUUGUCGAUUCUGCAUUUUAAGCAGGGACACGGGACUCUCUAGAAUAUCGUCAAAAGCCGAAAUCAGCAAGAGUUCGUGGUCCCAGUUCAGGAGGACAGAUUCUUCGGGCUUGAUCAUUUAGUUCAUGCUCAACUACAGUGGCUUGAUGCACGAGGGGGGUUGUUCAUUCGAAGAUUCAUCGUUCGCUUUGUAUGUGAACUUGGACGAUGAUGGGCAAUGGCGUGGUCGCUCAGCUCCAGCACCUUGAUGUACCCAAUUCUCUAGGUGCCAAGGUUGUUGGACGGAAGAAGACACGAGGUGGAAGAGCUGCUGGAGCUGAGAAAGGUGGAAUUAGUCUACGGCACUUCAGCAUGAAAGGUGAUGGCUUGUAUUUACUCUUCAUGUUAUCUAAGCGACUUAUCUCGUUUGUGCAUCUUGAACCACUGAAGAUUUUUAGAAAUUGAUGUGUACUAUCUCCCUGUUACCUCAACCUAAUUGUAUUAUUCCCCUCGUCAUUUUAAUUUUGCUUGCAAUCCAUCAAUAAUAAGAUCCAUAGUUGUUAAGCUGUAGCUAAUUGGUGGGUAUGUGUGUAGUAGUGCAAAAGGGUUUCACCUCUUAACAUGUUGAACUUCCAUCUUUGUUUGCUUGAAAACGACCCAGUAUGUGGAAUAGUGGAAAGCAAGGGACGAACCACCUACAAUGAGGUAGCAGACGAGUUAGUUGCUGAGUUCAGUAAUACAGAUUUCCCUCAUGUCUCCUCCGAUCAGCCACAGUAUGAUGAGAAAAACAUCCGUCGACGUGUUUAUGACGCUCUUAAUGUUCUCAUGGCCAUGGGUAUCAUCUUAAAGGACAAAAAGAGUAUUCAGUGGAAGGGACUACCGUCUUCCGAUGUUGGUAAUGUGGCAGACCUCAAGGCUGAAGGCACGCGAAUUAGAGGAAGAAUUGAAAGAAAAGUCGCUUACCUUCAUGAGUUACAGACUCAGGUGGCAGGUCUGUAUAAUUUGGUUUCUCGCAACGAACAACUUUCUCAAGAGAAAAAAGCUCCACAUCGAGUUGUUGCUUUGCCAUUUAUUCUUGUGCAGACCCGACCGCAUGCCACUGUGGAAUUAGAGAUUUCGGAGAACAUGCAGGUUGUGCACUUCGACUUCAACAGUACACCGUUUGAGCUGCACGAUGACGCAUAUGUUGUCAAGACAUUGAGCUCGCAAGAGCAGAGAACAGCGAGGACCCAGUGAUGCCCAGCCGCACUGCCUUUGACGAUGGAUUCAAUGCUUUUGAGGAAGAUUUCUCCGUUCUCUUCGACAAUUCCCAGCGUUCAGAUUUUCCUCAUCACUCUAGGUCCCCUUGUAAUGCUUCUUUGCCAUGUCCCUUUUGAAACACAACUUGGACUCCUGUUUCUGGUAUUCUAAAAGCUAAGGCGAAGCAUGAGAUCAUCUCUUCGUGAGCUGUAAUGUUUUCGGUCCCUUGUUUCCUAUUACUAACCAUGUGGAUCAAGUGGGAUAGAACUCGUAUGAUUUGAGGAUAUGAAAACUUUACCUCUUAGAAGAGAUUAGUGCUGUGGGCUCUGGGCCUAACGUUGCGAUUUGAUCCGUUUUGGUACUCGUCGUUGAUAUUCAUUUGAGGAGAGUGAGACUUAGGUCAGCUGAGGUCUGCAAAAAGAUGUACAUUAUUGGAUUCAAUAAAAGGAUCGUUUCUCAAA